UGAGCAUGUGCGGAAAUGUUGUCAUCAGUUCCACAGAGAAAGACUCGGUGGAAAUCAAAGAAGACAGUAAAAGUCACAAGAUCUUUUCCAACCUUCCCUUCCCUGAAUGCCUGGGAAGAAGUCAGGGGCCUCUUGCCUGUGGAUGGGGAGCCAAACCCUGGAGUUGGCCUGGGUGUGGAGGAGGGACUGCUCUGCCAGAUGCUUCAUUCUCCAGAAUUCAACCUAUUUCCUGACUCAGUGGUGUUUGAAAGCAACUUUGUCCAGGUCAGAAAGGGCAGGAACUGGAUAGACAUCUACAAAGCCUCCAACACCAUGGCCCUUGGGGUAACCUCCUCCGUGCCCUGCCUGCCCCUUCCCAAUAUCCUCCUCAUGGCUAGUGUCAAAUGGCACCAGGGACAGAGCCAGACAUGGAACAGACCAUCUAUGGCCCCAAACAUCAAGCUGAAGAGGAUCCUCCCAUUGAAGUUUGUGGAGUUCCAGGUCUGUGACCGGCUUCAGCGCAUCCUGCGUUUGAGGACAGUCACCGAGAAGAUCUACUACCUAAGGCUCCACCCUGACCAUCCUGAGACUGUCUUCCACUUCUGGAUCCGACUGGUUCAAAUUCUGCAUAAGGGCCUGUCCAUCACCACCAAGGACCCUAGGAUUCUUGUCACUCACUGUCUGGUACCCAAGAACAGCUGCAGCCCCUCGGGAGACUCUAACUCAGUAGAGAAGAAACCCCAAGCCUCCCAGCCCAGCGAGAGCCUCAUGCAGCUGAUGGCCAAGGGGGAGAGUGAGGCGCUCUCUCAGAUUUUUGCCGACCUGCGCCAGCACAAUGAGUUCAGUUCCAGGAGCAACAAAAAGACACAGACCAAAAGGGACAGCUCAGAGAAAGAUACUCACAGUGAAGACGGCAUCCCUUGCACCCGCGACCUCAGUUGGAGAGAUUCGCUCACUUAUGGAGAGUGGGAAAGAGAGAACCCCUCUGGGCCACAGCCCCUUUCACUCCUCAGCACCCUGGCAGCCUCCACGGGACCACAGCUGGCCCCACUCAUAUAGGAAAUUCUAUUUGAACCACCUUUUCGCACUGGGGAGAAUCUAUGCAGCCCUCGCCAACGCCACUCUGCAGCAUUCAGCUUUCUGAGGGACUCUGUCUGGAUGUAGGGGAGGAGAAAGCUACGACUAAGGAAAAACUAGACUCAUCUCACGCUGAUAGCAUAGCCUUUCCCUGGAGAGCCACCUGGGAGCAUGGCUCCGGGUAAGAGCAUUAUUCCAGCAUCAUUCCAGUACGUAACUCCGGGUCCGUGCCACUACCCAUCACACCUUGCCUCUGUUACCACCACCAGGGCAGGCACAAGAAGAUGUGCUCUCAGAAGGGCCACGGACAAGAGAUGGAGAGAAGGAAGGAAAGGGAGGCAGGACCAGAGGAGAGGGGGACAAGAAACAAAAUGGCGGUGAAGAGCAAGGGGAGGGAGAAAGAGAAGAAGGGAGAUCUCACAGAGAGGUGGUAAGAAAACAGAAGGGACCUGAAUGAGAAGCUGAAAAGGACAAGAGAAGACAUACACCACUGAGAGAUGCCUCACGAAGCUUCUAUUUAUCUAAUUUAAAACUUGAAAGUAAGGCCAUAUACCCAAACAAAUGUGUUUUCUUCUCUGUGCCAAUUAUUCUGGAUAACUGUGAGGGGCUAAAAACUAAUUCCAGCCAAGGGCCUCUUCUGAAGUUUCAUUUUUCCCCCCAGUUUGUUGUUGUUGUUGUUUGUUCCUCUUUUGAUUCAAGCUUUGUGCCUUCUUCCUUAGCACAUUCCCUAACUUGGACUUGCUAGCCUGGCCCUGGUAUUUCAAAUGAAGGUUUGGGUUUGAGGCUGCAGAAAGGUUCCUGCAGGAGGCAGUGUUAGGACAAGGUGUGUGAAGGAGGGGGACUUUCUCUUUUGUGGUCCAACUUCUUCAGUUGGCUGUUGUCUCAGUCCUACGGACACUGGCUCAAUUUCCUUUGCGUAUGACACCCCCUUUUUUAUUUUUUUUAAUUUUAUUAUGUUAUGUUAGUCACCAUACAAUACGUCAUUGGUUUUUGAUGUGGUGAUCCACAAUCCAUUGUUUUCAUAUAACACCCAGUGCUCCAUGCAGUACGUGCCCUCCUUAAUACCCAUCACCGGGGGCGCCUGGGUGGCUCAGUUGGUUAAGCAACUGCCUUCGGCUCAGGUCAUGAUCCCGGAGUCCUGGGAUCGAGUCCUGCAUCGGGCUCCCGGCUCGGCGGGGAGUCUGCUUCUCCCUCUGACCCUAUCCCCUCUCAUGUGUUCUCUCUCUCUCUCUCUCUCUCAAAUAAAUAAAUAAAUAAAAUCUUAAAAAAAAAAAAAUACCCAUCACCGGGCUAACCAAUCCCCCCUCCCCCCUCCCCUCUAAAACCCUGUUUGUUUCUCAGAGUCCAUAGUCUCUCAUGGUUCAUCUCUCCCUCCAAUUCCCCGCCCCCCCCAUUUUUCCCUUCCUUCUCCUAAUGUCCUCCAUGCUAUUCCUUUCACAAAUAAGUGAAACCAUAUGAUAAUUGACUUUCUCUGCUUAUUUCACUUAGCAUAAUCUCCUCCAGUCCCAUCUAUGUUGAUGUAAAAGUUCGGUAUUCAUCCUUUCUGAUGGCUGAGUAAUAUUCCAUUGUAUAUAUGGACCACGUCUUCUUUAUCCCUCAUCUGUUGAAGGGCAUCUCGGCUCUUUCCACAGUUUGGCUAUUGCGGACAUUGCUGCUAUGAACAUUGGGGUGCAUAGGGCCCUUCUUUUCACUACAUCUGUGUCUUUGGGGUAAAUACCCAGGAGUGCAAUUGCUGGGUCAUAGGGUAGCUCUAUUUUUAAAAUUUGAGGAACCUCCACACUGUUUUCCAAAGUGGCUGUACCAACUUGCAUUCCCACCAACAGUGUAAGAGGGUUCCCCUUUCUCCACAACCUCUCCAAUAUUUGUUGUUUCUUUCCCUGUCCAUUUUUUGCCAUUCUAACUGGUGUAAGGUGGUAUCUCAAUGUGGUUUUGAUUUGGAUUUCCCUGAUGGCUAAUGAUGAACAUUUUUUCAUGUGUCUGUUAGCCAUUUGUACGUCUUCUUCAGAGAAGUGUCUUUUCGUAUCUUCUGCCCACUUUUUGACUUGAUUAUUUGGUUUUUGGGUGUUGAGUUUGAGAAGUUCUUUAUAGAUCUUGGAUACCAGCCCUUUAUCUGUAGUGUCAUUUGCAAAUAUCUUCUCCCAUUCUGUGGGUUGCCUCUUUGUUUUGUUGACUGUUUCCUUUGCUGUGCAGAAGCUUUUUAUCUUGAUGAAGUCCCAAAAGUUCAUUUUUGCUUUUGUUUCACUAGCUUUUGGAGAUGUAUCUUGAAAGAAGUUGCUGUGGGCGAUGUCAAAGAGGUUACUGCUUAUGUUCUCCUCUAGGAUGGAUUCCUGUCUCACAUUGAGGUCUUUCAUCCACUUUGAGUUUAUCUUUGUGAAUGGUGUUAGAGAAUGGUCGAGUUUCAUUCUUCUGCAUGUGGCUGUCCAAUUUUCCCAGCACCAUUUAUUGAAGAGACUGUCUUUUUUCCAUUGCAUGUUUUUUCCUGCUUUGACACCCCCUUUAAAUGUUGCCAUACCUUGUAAGUGCUUGUGAAACCAGCGAUUCCACAGAAAGGAGGUAUAGCCUCAAAACAUAGGUAAGUCAGAGGUUCCAGGCUCAAAGUAAAAGUAAAAUCAGAGGUUUGCAAGUUAUAGAUCAAAGGAGUCACCAAGGAAUGAAUGUCUGUUACCAUGGCCAGUGGACUGGCCACUUUGUUUAAAAUGCACAAUAUUUCACAUUCAGUAAAAAAUAGACUAUGAGCAUUUCAACCAACUUUCCAAUUGGAAAGCUUUUUUAGAGGUCUUGCUCUAAUUUAAGAUAUCCUAUGAGGGUCUUUUCUUUCGCUGGGGUAAUUGAAAAGGUUGGAGGGCUAAAAAGUAAGCUCCUGGAUCACCAUCACUCUUUCCAAGGAUGAGUUUUGUUGGUGAUUUCAAUAUCCACGUAGGUGACCCCUCCCAUACGCGGGUCGCUGUUCCUUGAGCUGCUGCAGCCCAGUAAUCCUGCCCACUACCCUCAUCAGCCACUAACUCCUGCGAUUUUAUCCUAGAGUUUGUCGUUAAUAACUGUAGCCCACCCCAUUACUUCCACUCUCCAUCUCUACCACCGCCUGUCUUUCCCUGAGUCCAGUAAUCCUUCCACCCGCUAAUCCCACAAUCUAUUGCUCCUUCUGGGUUUUCACUGUCCCUCACUCCCCUCACAUCCUCAUUUCCUUCCCCUCAGCCUAGAUUCCAUGAUCAGUCAUUACUAUUACCAUUCCCUUGCAUGCACCCUCAACACUUUUGUGUCUCUUCCACUUGAUUCUGUUUACUUGGCUAAGUCCAGUUGUCCACCAACUCCAUGCCUGCAUCAUGCUGCUAAAUUUGCCUGGAGAAAACCGUGUGAUAUACUAACCAGUGUUACCUCAAAGUCAUAAUCUCAAAUCUCAGGAGGGUCCUCAGUGUUGCCUGGAGAUCACACUAUGCUUCCCUCAUCUGUUCUCUCUGCUGAAUGGCUACUUCACACCUUCUCUCCCCUCAAACCCCCAGUGCCUCCUGAUGACCCAGCUUCCUUUUUCUCUGAGAACAUCAUAGCAAUUGAAAGAGAACUCCAAGCUCUCUCCACCAUGUCCACCACUUACCUGGAAUUAGACCCAUAGAUCUAGUUUCUCUCCUUGUUACUAUGGAAGAACUGUCUCAGUUCUAAGCAACGUCCAACUCUUCCCCUUUUGUACUAGAUCCCAUCCCAUCUCCUCUACUCAAGGACAUUGCUCUAGCAAUUCUCCCUUUUUCCUACAUCAAUUUUAUGCUCACUCCUAGAUCCUCCCCAUCAGCAACAAACUGAUAUUUCUCCUAAACAUAUUGUUAUUUCUUCCACUUAAAAAUAGAAGAAAAUAAAACAAAACCUCCCUUGGCCCUGCUACCCCACUGCUCCAGUUUUCUCCACCCCUUUAAAGAAAACUCCUUGAAAGGGUUUCCAAUUUCUUGCUUCCUAUUCUCUCCUGAACCCCUCUGGUAGGUUUUGGCAUCCACUACCUCACCAAACCUGAUCCCCACAUUGCUAAAGCCAAUGGCUAAUCAGUCCUCCUCUCUCUGUUACCAGCGUGGGACAUAAGUAACUACUCCUUUCUCCUUGAAAUGCUUUCUUCACUUGGCUUCUAGAACACUACGCUCUCUUGGCUUUCCUCAUUCACUGACUUUUCUUCUCAGUUUCCUUUGCUGAUUCAUUCUCAUCAAUACCCUCUACCAUCUCCAAAUCAAAACUCAUGGCUGCAUAUCACACAUAAACCAAUUAUUCCCAAAUUUAUAUCUCUAGUCCAGAACACUGUGAACUCCACAGACACCUAUCCAACUGCCUACUGGACAUUUCUAUUUGAAUAUCUAAUAGGCAUCUCAACAUGUCCAAAACUAACCUUUCAAUAUUAUCCCUCAAGACUUGCCCCUCCCAAGGUCUUCUCUAUCCUAGUCAAUGGCAGCUCCAUUUUUCUACUUUCUCAAAACUUUGAAGUCAUCCUUGACUCCUCUCUUUCUCCCCACCCCAUCGCCAACCCAUCAGGAAAUCCUUUUAAACUACUUUCAAAAUAUAUGCAGGAUCUGACACAUCUCAACCCCCCUGGACCAAGCCAUCCUCAUCAUUGUCAUCACCUGGAUUGUUGCAAAACCUCCUAAAGGGGUGGCUUUUUUCUAAUCUCACCCUCUUCGGUCACAUGUAACCCUUUAAAAAUCUUAGAUCAUGUCACUUUUCCACUCAAAACCCUCCAAUGUCUUCCCAUCUGUAUUAGUUCAGGUAAUGCUAGCUCUGAAAGAGAUAAAUCCCAAUAUAUCAGUGGCAUAAAAUAACCAGUAGAAAUUCAUUUCUCACUCAGAAAAAGUCCAAAAAAGGUGUUCCUGUUCAGUGAGAGUUUUUUUUAACAAGAACCUGGGCUCCUUCCAUCUCGUGAUAUGCCAUCUGCACUACAUGGCUUCUAGGGUUGCCAGAGAAAGAGAGAGAGCUUGGAGAAUGGCCCAUGGCAGGUUGGUAAGGCAAGUACUGGAAGCGGUAGACAUCAUUUCUGCUCCUUUUCCUUUGGCCAGAGCUCAGUUACCCGUCCACACUGUAGUCUAGCUGUGUCCAUAAAGGGAAGAGGAAACAGUCUGGUAAAUAGCCAGUCUCUUCCAUGCCUUCUCAGGCAUAAUAAAAGGGAAAGUCCUUACAAUAGCGUAAAGGCCCUACAUGGUGUCCCUCUGCUCCUCGCCCACCUCUCUGCUCCCUCCUCUCCGACCUCAUUUUCUCUACUCUCCUCAAUUACCACAGCCUAGCCACACUGGUUCCCUGCUGCUUCUCAAACACUCCAAGCAUGCUUCAGGUCAGGGCCUGCCUUCUUGCUGUUCCCUUUUCCUGGAAUGUUCUUCACCACCUUCAGAUGUUCACUUACAUGUUCAUCCUCUUUAUGAGCCUUCCCUGGCCACUCUUUCUAAGAUUGCAACACCACUUUGGAUAGUCCCAGCACUCUGUUCUCUCCUUCUCUGCCUUAUUCUAUUCCUUGGUACCUAUCAUUACCUCCCAUUCUCUAUGUUUUGCUUUUUUAUCUGGAUUAUUGGCUUCAUACCAGAAUAUAAGCACCAUGAGAGUUUGGUCCAUUUUGUUUAUUGCUGUAUCCCCAGUGCCUAGAAUGGCAUCUGGCACAUGGGAAGCAAUAUGUUUAUUUGUGGAGUAAGUGUUCAGCAGCACCAGAUGGGCAGAGUAGGGAAUGCUUGAAGAACAUCAGCCUUCAGAGGUUGACAUCAUACUUGCCAUAAACAGUACUUCAGUACUUCUCUGAGAGACAGAAUCGAGGACUCAUGGGCUUUUAGGGGCAGCUAAGGUGACAUUUCUUAUGUGAGUCACCCUUCAAGUCCUCUUCCUCCUCCACCUCCUUUCUAACUCAGGGCUCCCUUGAGGCUUAAUGUGCUUUUCUCUCCUCAGCUCAUUUGUUCUCAUGGCUCCCUCAGCUGCCUCCUGGCCAAUGAUCCUUCUAAGUAUCUCCUCCAGCCUAUUGAUUCUUUUUAUUUUUAUUUGUUUAAAGACUUAUUUAUUUGAAAGAGAGAGAAAACGGGGCGCCUGGGUGGCUCAGUUGGUUAAGCGACUGCCUUCAGCUCAGGUCAUGAUCCUGGAGUCCCGGGAUCGAGUCCCGCAUCGGGCUCCCUGCUCGGCAGGGAGUCUGCUUCUCCCUCUGACCCUCCCCCCUCUCAUGUGCUCUCUCUCAUUCUCUCUGUCUCAAAUAAAUAAAUAAAAUCUUAAAAAAAAAAGAGAGAGAGAGAGAAAGAACGUACGAGCGUUCUUUGGAGUGGCAGAGGGAGAGGGAGAAGUAGACUCCCCGCUGAGCAAGAAGCCCCACGCUGGGCUUGAUCCCAGGACCCUGAGAUCAUCACCUGAGCCGAAGGCAGACACUUAACCAACUGAGCCACCCAGGCACCUCUAUUGACUCUUCUUAGAUAUUCUGCCGUCAUCUUAGACUUUCCAUGUCUUGAACUCAUUUCCCUUUUCUUACACCCAUUUAGUUCAUUCUCCCAGUUUAUUAUGAUUAAAAUUUUAAAUUUUUGACUGCUCCUUUAUUUCUUUCAUCUAAGCAGUCACUGAGUCGAGGACUUGUUAUUUCCACUUUAAAAAUUUCUCUUGUAUAUGAGAGGUUUUUUUUCCCCCAAGGCCAAGCCCUAUCCACAGGGAAUCUCAGGGUUGGAGGGCCCCAUCUCUGGCAGAGUCCCACUACCUUAUCCAGCUUCCUCUAGGACACUUUCGAGAUGGGUGGCUCUCCCGCUGGACUGCAGUUCCUUGAGGGCAGGGACCUGUCCUAUUCAUUGUGGGUUUACCAGCACCUGGCACAGUGCUUGACUUCAAGGAGGCAUUUCUCCUGAUGCAGCCUAUUCUAUAGUUAAUCCCUAUUAGGAGAUGUUCCUCCUAGAAAGAACCACUUUCCACUUUCAAUCUCAUUCUACCUCCCACAUAGGCACAAGUUUAGAAACCUUCAGAAGACCCACAAUUCCCACUGCCUUCAGCUCAGGCUCCUCAGAUUAAGACUUUGUAUUACUUAGAGAAACUUAUACAUGUGCUUUCUCUUCAUGCCCCCCCCCCUUUUACCUCCCUCAUCCCCUGCCUGACCUAAGAAUUUAUCUCCCCCCUCUGUCCCCCACUUGCUCUUGUUUCUGUUACUGCUGUUGCUGAAUAGUUGCAUUCAGGAAUUCCUUAGUCCAGUUUGAGUUGCACCUUCUUAGGAGGAAGACCUCUCUGGUUAGCACCAAGGGUCACUGUCAUUCCUAAAGCAUUCGUUGUCAAUCUUUCACCUUGUCAAUUAAAAGCACGUUAACUUGCUUUGUAUUUAAAGCUUUCAUCAGUAUACUGCCUGUUUCAAUUCGAUGUUAAAGUAUGAGGCUUUAUGUGCUAAGAACAUAGUAGGUUUAUGUUCCAUUGGUGUUCUAACAUGGUAGUCCUCAUUCAAUGUUUGCUUGAAUUUCAUGACAUGAAAUUGAAUGAGUAAGUGAAAAAUUUCCUCUAUUCCUCUUAACUCAGGAACAUGCAAUGGGCUCACCCAUUCAGUUCACUUCACUUAACAUUAUUGAGCAUUUACUCUGAAUUGGGCAGCAAGGUCAGAGCUGUAUAUAAAAAGAUGAAUAAGGCAGGGGCGCUUGGGUGGCUCAGUCAAGUAUCUGCCUUCGGCUCAGGUCAUGAUCCCAGAGCCCUGGGAUCGAGCCCCACAUCGGGCUCCCUGCUCAGCAGUGAGUCUGUUUCUUCCUCUCCCUCUGCCCCUCUGCCUGCUUGUGUUCGCUCUCUCAA
This is a messenger RNA of Mirounga angustirostris (Northern elephant seal), 8796 nucleotides long. RefSeq names its product golgi associated RAB2 interactor 1B (gene GARIN1B). Gene Ontology annotation, cellular component: nucleus. NCBI's taxonomy places the organism in Eukaryota, Metazoa, Chordata, Mammalia, Carnivora, Phocidae. Bases 16 to 1038 code for a protein of 340 amino acids. The record is from RefSeq and is a predicted model, not a curated record. The transcript is spliced from 7 exons.